UCACUACCAUCAAAAUGUUACGACCACGCAUUAUCCGGGCACUGCCGACUCUGCGGAGAUCGAUACACAGACUGCCGCCUCUGGAGAAGUUCCAGGAGGGAAUUCCGGGCCUCCUCACUCAGGAUGGGUUCAGAAUUGCGUGGACCGAGUAUCAAGGGUUGAUGCUGGAGAAGCUCAAUGCCCUCACAGUUGGUUCCGGAGAAGACUACUCGAGCUCGACCAAGAACCUCCUCAUCAAGUACGCGCGCCAGCCAUCAAUGGCGUCCCUCUUCAACCACGCCUCCAUGGCGCACAACAACCACUUCUUCUUCUCCACCCUCUCGACCGACACGACCGCCAUGCCCGCCUCCCUCCAACGCGGUCUCGAAGCCUCCUUCUCCUCGAUCGACACCCUGCGCCGCGAAUUCGUCGCCACCGCCAACGCCAUGUUCGGCCCCGGCUUCGUCUGGCUCGUCAAGACCAAGGAAGGCAAAUACGCGCUCCUCACCACCUACAUCGCCGGAUCCCCCUACCCAGGCGCCCACUGGCGCCGCCAGACAAAGGACAUGAACACCGAGGCCGCGCCUGUGACUGCCGACCCGGCUAAUGCCGCGGAGUACUACCGCCAGCAGGCUAUUGCUAAUAUGCCGAUUGCCAAUACGGUCGGUGCGCAUGGCCCGUUCAGCGCGUCGGCGAAGUCGGCGCCGGGGGGUGUCGAUGUUAACCCGAUAUUGUGUGUGAGCACGUGGCAGCACGUGUACAUGCCGGAUUGGGGUGUGCUGCAGAAGAAGCAGUUCUUGGAGGCGUGGUGGGAUCGCAUUGAUUGGAAUGUUGUGGCGGAUGCGGCGGGGGAUAGUAAGUUCCAGGGCCCGCAGUUCAGGCGGUAAGGGGUGAAUGGAGGGGAGAUGAAGUUGAGUGAAGUUCAGUGAAGUUGAGUGGAGAUUGUAGCAUAUAUAAAAAGGCGUUUUAGGCUUACAUAGAGACGUGUAUAGUAGGCAGUGUACGAAGAGUGUUGGCAUGGUGGUUAUAUUGAGAAGUAUAGAAUUGUAUGAUCAUGG
Messenger RNA from Pseudogymnoascus destructans, 1037 nucleotides. RefSeq lists its product as uncharacterized. NCBI's taxonomy places the organism in Eukaryota, Fungi, Ascomycota, Leotiomycetes, Thelebolales, Thelebolaceae. The transcript has 2 exons. The record is from RefSeq and is a predicted model, not a curated record. The coding region runs from base 15 to 866 and encodes 283 amino acids. Gene Ontology annotation, biological process: superoxide metabolic process. Gene Ontology annotation, molecular function: superoxide dismutase activity; metal ion binding.